Paraphaeosphaeria sporulosa is the source of this 1076-nucleotide messenger RNA. Its product is annotated as alpha-ketoglutarate-dependent 2,4-dichlorophenoxyacetate dioxygenase. Lineage: Eukaryota; Fungi; Ascomycota; Dothideomycetes; Pleosporales; Didymosphaeriaceae. The record is from RefSeq and is a predicted model, not a curated record. The coding region runs from base 66 to 1076 and encodes 336 amino acids. Gene Ontology annotation, molecular function: oxidoreductase activity. The transcript has 3 exons.
CACGGCCCAGAGGCGAAUCUCCUCAGCGACUUGAUCAAGAACGCGAAGACGAGGGCUCAGGCAAUAUGGAAGAAACAGGAGCCGGCGAAGAGCAUCGCGAGUUCAAGACCUUCCGUGUCAAGGAGCUCCACCCAACUUUCGGUGCCGAAAUCGAAGGUGUAAAUUUUCCGAGUCCGUCCGAGGAACAGUUCCAGGAAAUCUUGGCUGCAAUGGCGAAGUAUGGCGUGUGCGUAUUUCGAAAAACAGGCAUGGAUGACACAGCGCACGUAGAAUUUUCGCGACGGAUGGGAGAGCUUGAUGAUAUUCGGCCAUACAUUACAGCUGGGCGCAAGAUGCGGUACAAGUACUAUGAACUGUUCGAUGCCGGGAAUGUGGACGAGGAUGGCAACGUAAUCGAUCCAAACUCUCCGAAAGCGCAGUAUCAGAGGGGCAAUACUCUUUUCCAUGUCGAUAGCUCUUUCAACCCUAGACGUGCAUCUUUCUCGCUCCUACGCGCAUACGAGCUCCCACCACCAGGGCACGGCGGCAACACCGAUUUCGCCGACUCUCGCACAGCUUUCGACGAACUUCCCGAGCCGUUGAAGUCUGAGCUGCUCGAAAAAGAUUACGUAGCUGCGCACUGCAUGGCGCACUCGCGCAAAGUUGCUGCCCCCGAGUUCUUCAAAGAUUUGGACGUUACCACGCAACCGAUGCAUUUACACAGGAUAGCGCAAAAGCAUGAGCCAUCCGGUCGAAUGAACUUGUACAUUGCUGCACACGCGCACCAUGUCGAAGGAUUGGACGCAGCGCGAUCGGACGCGUUAUUGAAGCAGCUGCUCGACCACACCACACAAGAAAAAUAUCGGACUAGUAUCCCGUGGGAGAAUCAGACUGAUAUGAUCAUCUGGGAUAACACCUGCGUGCUGCACAGAGCCGGCAGUGGUACCUUCGCGGGCAAGUUCAAGCGAGACCUGCGGCGGACAACUGUGCACGACGCAAGCAGUACAGCCUGGGGCUUGAACGAUCCGAAUAUAUCAAGAAGGCCAGGCUUCAGCUUAGGCGUAAGUAAUCAGGGACCGCAACCAGUUGCGACCUAG